AUGUCUUCCGAAUGUGCUAGAAGUGAUGUUCAUAAUGUAUUAACAUCAGACUCAAUGAAGUUCAAUCACUGUUUUAUCAUUUCAAUCAUUAUUAUCAGUUUCUUUACCACAACUAAAUCUGUACGAGUAUUACUAAAACAAAACCUCCUCCCAACUUGCACUCGGAAUUUGUUGUUCUCAGCUAUUAUCAAUGGAAUCAUUCAUCAAUGUGUCACUGCGGUAAUUCGACUGCGAGCUUUUUAUCACGCUAUUGUAUAUGCCAGUGAUCCGUGUGCCAUUCUCUUCCAAUCGUCUCAAUGUUUUUUCGAUGGGAAUCUUUAUUACUAUACUAAUCUUUUCUCAAGUUUUUGUUGUUUCUCACUAUUUCUCGACAGACUAUUUUCUUUUAAACCUCGUUCAUCCUAUCACAACCAUCAGACACUGGCUUCUAUUGUUCUUAUACUAUCACAAAUCGUACUUCCGAUUGGGCCGUUGUACUGGGUUUUCUAUGAUGCGUUCUAUACCAGUUACGUUUUAAUGUGCACAUAUCCUCCUCCAAUGUCGGUUAUGAAAUUGCACGAAGUUAACAAUAUUCGGAUAUGUGUUCUUAUUGUUUUAUUGUUUUUUGCCAUUUUUCUAUACAUUCAUAAUAAGAUUCGCGAGAAAAGAAUGGUGCAUAAUGUCUACAAUAUUAAUUCUCGAUACAAGUCAUACGAAAACUACUUAGCCACAAAAUCCGUGUGCAUUGUUAUUUUCUCUCAAAUUUUAUGUGUCGGCCCGACUUCUUCAAUUACUUCUGUAUUUAUCCGGUUCAGGGACUCAAUUCCACUAGAAUGGUUUCAUUUGAUUAUUUCAUAUUUGACGGGUCUCACUUAUUCAAACUUCCUUCUUCCUCUUAUCAUACUAUAUCAAGAUAAACAAAUCGCAAAAAAACGUCGGAUAAUGAUUCAAAGAUUGCAAAACAAAAAUGAAACGAGCUUUGAUCACUUUGAUACGUUGAAGUCCCUUUGGGGAAAAAAGACGGGAAACCAAGAAACAUUAUUUUAGUUGUAAUAAUAAUUUAAAAUAUAACCUUCUUAUAAAAUAAUUUUACAAUAAAAUGUGCUUAAUUGCUGAUAAAAAUGGCACACUCCUCUGGAACAAGAAAAUUGAAAUUUAAUUUUCCUCGACUAUAAUUGUAAUUUAGAAAAAUAAAAUAUUUCACAAUUG
This is a messenger RNA of Caenorhabditis elegans, 1188 nucleotides long. It is a transcript of the gene sra-28, whose product is annotated as Serpentine receptor class alpha-28. Gene Ontology annotation, cellular component: membrane. Gene Ontology annotation, biological process: sensory perception of chemical stimulus; G protein-coupled receptor signaling pathway. NCBI's taxonomy places the organism in Eukaryota, Metazoa, Nematoda, Chromadorea, Rhabditida, Rhabditidae. The coding region runs from base 1 to 1026 and encodes 341 amino acids. The transcript has 5 exons. Gene Ontology annotation, molecular function: G protein-coupled receptor activity. The record is from RefSeq and is marked reviewed.